This is a messenger RNA of Rubroshorea leprosula, 1096 nucleotides long. Lineage: Eukaryota; Viridiplantae; Streptophyta; Magnoliopsida; Malvales; Dipterocarpaceae. The record is from the annotation of a GenBank genome assembly.
ACCCUAGAGGCAUUAUCUUCUACAUGCCAUAAAACCAAAAUGGAAGCCACAUAUAUGACCUGUUUGAGACAGUUUGGUAGUGUUUUCACUUCAAACUUUUCUUGAAUCAACUCGCCUUCCUUUUUAGUCAAUUUGACUGCUAAGGCCUUCACCUAGAUAUUUGAAAAAAGGAAGAAAGGGGAGAAUUUAUUAUAGAAAGAUGAGCACCAAGGAAGUGGAUGAGCAACUGAUCAAUGUCCAGAACAAGAACUCUUCCUACUUUGUGGAGUGGAUUCCAAACUAUGUCAAAUCUAGUGUCUAUGAUAUUCCACCCAGAGGGCUCUUAAUGGCAUCCACUUUUUUUGGGAACUCAACCUCCAUCCAGGAAAUGUUUAGGAGAGUGAGUGAACAGUUCAAUGCGAUGUUUAGGAGAAAAGCUUUCUUGCACUGGUAUACUGGUGAAGGUAUGGAUGUAAUGGAGUUCAUAGAAGGUAAGAGCAACAUCAAUGAUCUUGUGUCUGAAUAUCAGCAAUACCAGGAUGCUACUGUUGACGGGAAAGGUGAACAUGAGGAGGAAGAGGAGGGAAGGGAGCACAUGUGAAGAAAGCAAUAUAAGGUAGAACACAUAUGUACCAUGUUAUGUAUGAUAUGAUGCAUGCGUAUUUCUACCUGGUAUGUGAGUGAAAAACCUUUUUCUAAGAUUGUAAUUGUCCUUGAAGUGCAUCCGUAGAGAAAGGAGAAUCACAAUGUUCUCCCAGGAAAAUAGUGAGAUGCGGAGAGAUAUUAAUGUGAGAGUGGGAAUGUUUAGGUAUAUGUUUGAAAGCAGUUUAUGUUGCACUUAUAUGUUUCGUUUUGUACCCUUUUUACUUCUCAUACUGACAGUAUCUCAUAUUAUGAUCAAUGGUAAAAUGUCCUGCAUAUUUUUGUUGUGCAUGUUGGCUCCCUCUUUCUGAAAAUUUGAACCCCAGUACUACUUGCCUAAUUUUAUGUUGGAUUGUUAUCCUUUGUAAUUUACUUGAAUUAUAUUUGAUUUGGCGAAUGUUGCGUACUAGUUAUUAUCUACACUCAUUGAAUUGUAAUUUUAUUGAAAAUGUACCUAUAAAAAAAAAUAAAAAUU